AUGUCGCCCUCAGAGGUUGCUGUGCCCGAGAACCCUGAUAUUCCCAAGGAUCCAGACGACGAACUCGGGAAGAUUUGGAAAGUCGUUGAAGACCGAGUGCGCAGUAUGGCCGAGACAACAGGCGUAAAAGUCCCAAGGGGGGACCUGGCAGUCAAGAAUGUCACGGAUCUAUUGGCUGCUCAAGCUCAGAGGUCUGUUGAUGGCUCAGGAAGGUUUCAGGAGGUCCAGCAGACCUUUGACAAGACAUUGACUUGCAUCCGGACUCUCGGGGACAUCGUGAUUGGGCCUAUAUCACAGGUUUUCGGCGGGCCUGCAAACACUUGCUUCAACGCGUUGACGUUUGUCAUUCUUGCUUAUCAAGGCUAUAAGGGCAUGUUUGAGGCUCUGGCCCAGCUUUUGCAAGGGUUCAUUGAGUCGCUUGGCAGGCUUGAUGAUAUCAAGAAAUUGAAUCCCACGCCAAAGCUGAGGCUUAUUGCUUGCCAGCAGUUGAUGCUGUUUGUCAACGUCUGCGACCUCACACUCAAGUUGCGUCAGAAAGUGCGCUUCAAAGCGCGCGCUUUCUUCAACUCGACCUUCCUAAACAAUGACGAGGUGAAGAACCUUAUAGAAGAAGCGAAGAAGCUCAACAAGAAGGAAUUCCGGCAAAUCCAGAUGGACAUCUUGGAAAAGCUGGAUCGGGUUGAUAGGAAUGUCAAUGGCUUUAUGUUUGACUGGAAGACUGGGACUGAUGAGAAGAAGUGGAAAUCUACCGUGAUAGACGAGCUUGGGUGGCCGAAUGGCUCUGUGCUACAGAGUACGGAGGGCAAGAUCCCAAUCUUUUUCUGGAAGGAGCGUUUAUUGAAACACUUGGCAAGGUCGUCCCAUGAUGACGGUCGCUGGCUUUGGAACCACGAACGCUUCCAUAAUUGGGCACGGGGGGAGAGUCAUCAUAUGCCUGUCUUGGGGCUCGAGGGAGACGAAGGCACAGGAAAGACGCAUCUGGCAUCGAAGAUCAUCGAACAUCUGAAUCAGUUGGGCAAAGGGUCUUAUGUGGCAUACUACUUCGUGGAGGACAGCCGGAAGACCGAGUCAAACGCAGAAAGGGAUACCGAGCCUGUUAUCAUACGAAGCCUUCUCUGGCAAUUCGCCGACUCUUGCCGGCCCUUUCUCAAAUCAACCGCAGCAGUUUGCGAAACGAAACGGCUGAUGGUGAGAUACGACGACAUGUGGAAUCUUCUGAUCUCAAAUGUGGCUUCUGGCAAGACGGAAGCCAGAUUCUUCAUCGUCAUUGAUGGACUGGCAACUGCACAUACCAAGUUUGCCAAAUCUCUUUUGGAUGCGGUCGAGAGUCAAGUCAAAGCCUGUCAACGAAUCCGUAUUCUAAUUACGGGCGUGCCGGCAUUCUUCAGUGACCUGGAAGAAACACAUGAACUCGGGAUUGAAGUUAUCAGGUUGAGGGAUGAGAACCGCUCAGACAUCGACAAUUUUAUCGACGAUCGUAUGAACCGGAUGCCGGAAUUGACGAAUCGAUCCAAUGUACGGGCCGCACGAAUGAGAAGAAGGAUAAGCAACAAGUUGGUAGGGUCGGCAAGAGGAGACUACCGCAAUAUGGCCCAUGUAUUGGACAAGAUUAAGAAGAAGCCCCUGGAUCAAGACUGGGUUGAGAACUGUCUCACAGGCGCCAGCAGUACAGCAGCUAGCAAAAUAUCCGGAAUGGUCCAAUCCAUCGACACGCAGAGUCCUCACAACAUAUUCGAUAUCAACGAGAUGAUUCUUUGGGUCAUCGAUGGACGGACAUGGUUGAAUCUGCGUCAGAUGGCGGCAGCAUUAUCACUCGCGCAUGCCGCAGAGAGCAAGUCGCAGCAGGACAAUGAGCGGAAUAUGACAGCCCGAAAACUCAAGUCCAGAAUUGAGGGCGGCACUUAUUCGCUCUUCGAGCGCGAUGAGGAUAAAGAAAUCAAAUUCAAAGGCGGCCUGAGCAUUGAAGAGGCCAAACAGGGCAUUCCACACAAGAGAUCAAACCCUGGCGUCGCCCGCGGUGGCAUCACUACAGAUUCGAUGGCCAUACAGCUAGCUGAGGUGAAUCUGGUGAAACAUUACCUGCAGACUGUCUGUCCUAAGAGUCUUUAUGACAAGUUCGGUUUCACGGAAUUCUUCGAACAGAAGCUCAGCAGCGAGGCAAGUUAUACUUGUCAAGACCCGGCAAAUGCAGAACUUGUUCUUUCUCUUCGCUGUCUCAUGUGUCUCGUGGAUGAGCGGAAACCCGAAACCAGGGCGCUUUACAGCUACGCAGCAGAAAAUCUCCACGAACACUUAUGCUCAGCUAUUACUGAGCCCGGCGACACCCAUGACGAGCGGUCUUCCCCGGAUGAUGAAUACGGCGCUACAGACAAAUCUGAUUCGUCAGAUGACGAGAUGCAUUCUCCUUAUCGAUCCCAGAGAGACCCUUUUCUUCAAGCUCAAGUGGCGGGCUAUCUUGCAAGACUAUUUCUCGAAGACUACGCCAUGGACUCGUUGUUUGGAUUUUGUUACCCCGUCAGUGAUGACAGAAGGAGUGUCCUCGAGCUGAAAGAACUUCCGGCCAGCUGGAGUGCCUGGAUCAUGGAUGACAAGGCACUUAAUCUUCUGAAGACGUCGCUUUUCCGGGAUACUGAUGUUCUACGACACACCGGUGAGAGCGGCUUGGUGAAGUCUUUGACAGCGCCAAACCACGUCAUUGAGAAGCAACCUUUCGAGCUACUGAAGUUUGCUGUGAAGAGGGCAGUCACGCACCUCUUAAACCCAGGUGCGACAACCUACGAGAUCGAAACGUCAUUCGCAUUUCUUCUCGUUGCUGAGGCAAGGGUAAGCAUGUCCUUCCCCAGAUUCUGA
Messenger RNA from Colletotrichum tamarilloi, 2850 nucleotides. RefSeq lists its product as uncharacterized. Lineage: Eukaryota; Fungi; Ascomycota; Sordariomycetes; Glomerellales; Glomerellaceae. The coding region runs from base 1 to 2850 and encodes 949 amino acids. The record is from RefSeq and is a predicted model, not a curated record. The transcript has 2 exons.